UCUAGCCAAAACAUGUUGUUUUUUUUUUGCACGUUUAGGUUGCACUAUGCUUUAUUAUUUCUUUUUUUCCAUUGUGUGUGGUGCCUGAUAUGAAGGGUAAUCAUUCCCAUUCAGUGUCAAUCAUCAUUAGCUGUAAAGUUUUAUCCACCAUGGUUGGUGACUUAUCUUCUCUUCUGCAGUGUUUUUGUUUCUAGAUAAAUCUAAUUAAGGUUUUGCUACUGGAAGUGAUGAAGCUACUGGAAGUGAUGAAGUCUCUUUUAACUACUGUACAUCUGAAAAAGGACAUGCAUGCACCUGUGGUAUUGUGUGUGAGGUUAUAUCUACACCAAUGCAGCUUUUCAAAUCCAAAAUCCUUCUUUUUGUAAAAAAGAAAUCACUUACAGUUGGUGUAGUAGGACCUCACUAUUUUCUUCAUUCAUUAAAAUGAAUUCCCGCGGGUUCAGGUGUUAAAUCCGGAGUCCCAUUGGAAAGUGUUUUUCUGCCCUUUGGCCCAAUUUGGACCUUUCCCCCCGAAAAGUUUAUAUUGACUGUAUGAGCUUGUGCUGUCUCUCGGCUCAGAAGUUUGUUUUAAUGAGACGUAGCGGCUCCCAGCUGUUACAGAGCGAUGAAGGAAUGUUGCUCUGCAUUAUUUUUCUCUCCUAAAAUUAGAAACAACAUCACCUUCAGUCAUUUUCCCAUUGGCUCAAUGCCGACUUGCAACAUUCUCAGGUGCUUCUCUUGGACCUUUGAGACCCUUGCAAAUAUGGGAAUUGCCCUCAUGAGGGGGACGCUCUUAUGCGGGGCAACUCCCUGACUCCUGAAUUCCUCUGACUUGACUAAUUGAUUGGGUCACUAGGAAGUAUCUAGGCCAUACAUCUGUGGUGACCUGAUUGCGAUAAUUAGUGACCUAGGAUUAGUGAAGGGGACGACAUCAUGCUGUUUGGUUCCACGUCGCUUGCCUUUGCGACAAAAUCAUUGUCAUGCAGCUGCAUUUUACUUCUAUGGAUUUAAUAACCGUGUCUGGGUAGGCAUACGCAGUUACAGGUGUGCAGUCAUCUUCUUGCACAUGUGGAGGGAUUAUCCCGCCUUUGUAGCCUACGUGCCUGAGCGGCCCCUGCAAUGGCAGAGGGGACGGGACAAACAAGAUGUGAGGAUUCCUGUCACAUCCUGUACAUGGGAUGUACACACUAUUAGAAAUUCCUACAAUGCUGCACAAUUUGUACGGUUAUUUUUCAUAAAGUAGUCUUCAACUAUACUAAUCAAUAUUACUUUUUUUACAGGCAGAUAGUUGUGAUUCCUUUCAAGACACAUUUUUAAUCUCUAGGUUACCUAAUUUUGCUCUCCUUCAUAUUUUAUAACUUACACUAUAGAAAUAAUAUUUUCUAUAAAACCGCCCCUUUUUUUGGCUCUUUAAUUUUGUAAAACACAGUUUUGUCCUGUUUUAAUACUAUUAAUAGUCUUCACUUUAUUCCUGAUUUAGACUUUUUUCCAAUGUAUUGGUGAAUAACGGCAGCUGUCAAUCCUUUAUAUAUUCCUCAUCUACCAUUUCUGAUCAUACACACAUCUUUACGCUUGUUCCGUUCCCUGACUGAUGGCCCUCUCUGCCCGACACUGGCUGAUCCAAUUUAAGGAUGUCUUCAUCUAGAAUUAGCUUGUUUUGACCAGCCCGCAAGGCACCCUGGGAGGCUGUGGAGCUUAAGGCCGGUCGGUAAGCAGCAAGGGUAUAAAAUGCAGCUUGUGGCACAGGGCUGAACAACUUUAGAGGCUUACCAAGUGUUGAGAUCUGUAGCUCGGAAGGGAGUCUGCGUUGUUGCAUUUUUUUUUUCCAACAGCGAGCGGUGUUAGAACUCGAGUCCUGCAAACAUGGUUCUGGAGGAUUCUGAUGUGGAAAUGAUCGUUGCUGAAAUUGAAGUCAGCGAACACGAUGUUGAGACUCCUCACGGAAGACUCCACUGCACGAUGAAGGGCUCUCCCAAAGGGGACAGACCAGUCAUUCUUACCUUCCAUGACAUUGGCCUGAACCACAAAGCUUGCUGGGACCCGCUCUUCAACCAUGAGGACAUGGCGGAAAUCAUGCAGCAUUUUGCUGUGUGUCAUGUCGACGCCUUGGGGCAGCAUGAAGGAGCCAACACCUUUUCCACUGGGUACGAGUAUCCCUCUAUGGACCAGCUUGCUGAGACUCUCCCAUUGGUGCUGAAGCACUUUGGCCUGAAGAGCGUCAUUGGAAUGGGCAUCGGAGCCGGCGCAUACGUGCUGACCCGAUUCGCCCUGGACUAUCCAAAUAUGGCGGAAGGUCUCAUGCUCAUCAACAUCAACCCGUGUGCUGAGGGAUGGAUGGACUGGGCUGCCCACAAGAUCAGUGGCUGGACCCAUGCUCAGCCUGAUAUGAUUAUUACCCACCUCUUUGGAAAGGAGGAGAUCAACCAUGACCAUAUCGCUACAUUCCGCCAUCAUAUCUUGAACAACAUGAACCAGUUCAACCUGCAUCUCUUUGUCAAGGCCUACGAGAGCCGGAGGGAUCUGGAUAUUGAGAGGCCGGUCCCUGGAUGUAAUGCCAGAACUCUCAAGUGCCCUUCUCUGCUGGUGGUCGGCGACAAUUCUCCUGCUGUGGAUGCUGUGGUGGAGUGCAACACCAAGUUGGACCCCACAAAAACAACCCUCCUUAAGAUGGCUGAUUGCGGAGGCAUGCCCCAGGUCGACCAGCCUGGAAAGCUGACGGAAGCUUUCAAGUACUUCAUCCAGGGAAUGGGGCACAUGCCCUCUGCCAGCAUGACCCGCCUGGCUCGCUCCCGUACCGCCUCUGGCUCCAGCAUCACUUCAGAUGGCAACCGCUCGCGCUCCCACACCCACGAUGGCAAUCGCUCGCGCUCGCACACCAACGAGGGGAGCCGCAGCCGCAGCCACACGACCGAGCACGGCCACACGGACGGCACAGCCAACAACAACGUGGACCAGUCAGGGCCCAAGUCCGCUGAAGUCUCCUGCUAA
Molecule: messenger RNA, 2967 nt
Organism: Xiphophorus couchianus (Monterrey platyfish)
Lineage: Eukaryota; Metazoa; Chordata; Actinopteri; Cyprinodontiformes; Poeciliidae
Gene: ndrg1a
Product: N-myc downstream regulated 1a
Exons: 14
Coding region: 1843-2967 (374 amino acids)
Source: RefSeq, a predicted model, not a curated record